GUUCCUACCCUUUCUCCUAAAUACCAGAUGGAUUCAUUCUCUCCUUAAAUGUGUAUUAAUCAUCUAUCAGGUGAUGGGACAGGAUGACUGUGGCUGACAGGAGCUGGGUGUUUCUCUCCCUCCAGCUUUUUUACCUAGGAUGGAGUGGUGACUUCCAAGUUCCUGAAGUGGAGACUGAAGUGGAAUCUCUGUGUUUUGACUGUAGUACAACAACCUUUAAUCCUUACAACAACCUCAGGAAAGCUAACUACAUUGUCAGUGCUCAGGGCAGAGAAGCCAUGGGAACCAAGAACAACGUGACUGAAUUUGUGUUGUUCGGCCUUUUCCAGAGCAGGGAGAUGCAGCUUGUGUGCUUUGUGGUCUUCUCCCUCUUCCACGUGCUCACUGUCCUGGGGAACCUUCUGGUCGUCAUCACCAUUAAUGCCAGCAAGACCCUGAAUGCUCCCAUGUAUUUCUUCCUCAGCCACCUGUCUUUUGCGGACAUGUGCUAUCCAUCUGCUACCACACCCAAGAUGAUUGCUGACACUUUCAUGGAGCGAAAGACCAUCUCCUUCAAUGGCUGCAUGACCCAGCUCUUUUCUGCCCACUUCUUUGGUGGCACUGAGAUCUUUCUCCUCACAGCUAUGGCCUAUGACCGCUAUGUGGCCAUCUGUAGGCCCCUGCACUACACGGCUAUCAUGGAUCGGUGGAAGUGUGGUCUGCUGGCAGGGGCCUCCUGGGUGGGUGGCUUCCUGCAUUCCAUCCUACAGACCCUCCUCACAGUCCAGCUUCCCUUUUGUGGGCCUAAUGAGAUUGACAACUUCUUCUGUGAUGUUCAUCCCUUGCUGAAGCUGGCCUGUGCAGACACUUAUGUGGUGGGGCUCAUUGUGGUGGCCAACAGUGGCAUGAUAUCUCUCGUGUCCUUUAUCAUCCUUAUCAUCUCCUAUGUGGUCAUCUUACUGAACCUGAGAAGCCAGUCAUCUGAGGGUCGGCGUAAGGCUCUCUCUACAUGUGGCUCACACAUCGUCACUGUUCUUUUGGUCCUUCUGCCCCCCAUGUUCAUGUACAUUCGGCCCUCCACCACCCUGGCUGCCGACAAACUUGUCAUCCUCUUUAACAUUGUCAUGCCACCUUUGCUGAACCCUCUGAUCUACACGUUGAGGAAUAAUGAGGUGAAAAAUGCAAUGAGGAAACUGUUUAGAGUAGAGGGGAGCAUGGGGGAGAAGUGA
Nyctereutes procyonoides (raccoon dog) is the source of this 1208-nucleotide messenger RNA. RefSeq names its product olfactory receptor 4S1. NCBI's taxonomy places the organism in Eukaryota, Metazoa, Chordata, Mammalia, Carnivora, Canidae. The record is from RefSeq and is a predicted model, not a curated record. Gene Ontology annotation, cellular component: membrane. Gene Ontology annotation, biological process: G protein-coupled receptor signaling pathway. The transcript has 4 exons. Gene Ontology annotation, molecular function: olfactory receptor activity; G protein-coupled receptor activity. The coding region runs from base 84 to 1208 and encodes 374 amino acids.